CAAGCUUUUUAUACAUUAACACCCCCCUCACAAAAAAAAAAGAAAAAGAAAAAUGAAUAGAAAAGAGAAAGUGCAAUGGAAUUGGAGUUAGGAGUAACCAUAAGGAGGAGUAAUGGAAAUCUCACCUUCACCUCCACCGAAACUGAUGCCUUGUUCCUCCUCCUCGCUCAUCUACCAGGGUUUGAGAAGGAUGAGAUUGAGGUGGAAAUUGAUGAGGAGAGCGGGGAGAUUAGUAUUUGUGGAGCGGGAAGGGUGGAGUCGUUGGAGGAGGUGAAGGUAUUGAGGCUCGUGAAUGUCGCUAGAGAGGUUGAGAUUGAGCGAUUUUGCAGAGUGUUUCAGAUUCCUGAUGGUGUUGAAAUUGGACGGAUUGAUGCUAAGUUCUACGAGGACGAGGAAACUCUCGUAGUUUUGAUGCCUAAAUUGGCAACAGAGGAAACACCGGCAGAAGUCAUUGACGCAAUUCAAGAAGAGGAAGCUACAAUCACAAGUAAAGAAGAAGAGGACGAGGAGGUUUCUUGCGAUGGAGAUCAAGAGAAACCCACAGAAUCAGAUGGUGAUUCUGAACAGGAUCAAGCAGAAAUGGAGAUCGAGAUGCCAGAGGAGAAAAUAGAAGAUGAACAACUGCCUGAGCCAUUUGAACGAGAUGUGGAUCUUAAUCCAAGUGAAGAUUCGAUUUCAAAUGAAGAAAUAGAACCAAAAGAAGAAUCACAACAAGAGAUUGAGAUUCCCAUAAUACCAGAUCUGAUCGAACACGAAGAAGAAAUUCCGAGUUUAGAGACAUCAGAUCAAACACCGAAAUCGCGUGAUCCUGAAGAAAUUACGGAGUUGGAGCAGUUGGAUGAAAAUGAAGAACCCGAUCCACAUCAAGAUCGAGAACCGAUAGCUCUAGUACUAGAAGCUCCGGAUCAAGAUUCAGAGAAUGAAAGUACACAUGAAAAACCAGACGAGGAAAUAUGUCCAUUAAAAGAGUCCGAUCCGCAUCAAGAUCAAGAACCAGUAGCUCAAGAACUAGAAGCUCCGUAUCGAGAUUCAGAGAAUGGAAGUCCACCUCAAGAACCAGAAGAGAAAAUAUGUCCAUUAAAAGAUCCUGAUCCACAUCAAGAUCAAGAGCCGGUAUCUAAAGAACUAGAAAUUCCUGCACUAGACACACCGAAUCAAGAAUCAGAGACAGAAACAAAAGAACCGAUACCUCAAGAAGACCAAGGACUAGAGUCACCUGAUGAAGAUCAAGAAGUUGAAACAACCUAUCCACAAGAAGAACAAGAAUCGACACCUCAAGACCUAGAAAUUCCUGCUCUAGGUACUCCUGAUCAAGGUCCAGAGACUCAAACAACCGGGCCACAUCAAGAACAAGAAGAGGAACCAAUAGAUCAUCAAGAUAUUCAAGAGUCGCCUGGUGAUGAUGAAACUACAGAGGCUGAAGCAACACAUCCACAAGAACAAGAACCGAAACCUCAAGACCUAGAAAUUCCUACUCGAGACACACCGAAUCAAGACUCAGAGACUGAAACCACCGAGCCUGAACAAGAACCGAAACCUCAAGACCUAGAAAUUUCUACUCGAGACACACCGAAUCAAGACUCAGAGAUUGAAACCACUGAGUCCGAACAAGAACCGAAACCUCAAGACCUAGAAAUUCCUGAUUCACAGACUGAAACCACUGAGCCACAUCAAGAACAAGAAGAAGAACCAAUAGAUCAUCAGGAUAUUCAAGAGUCACCUGAUGAUAAAACUACAGAGGCCGAAGCAACACAUCCACAUCAAGAACAAGAACCGAAACCUCGAGAACUAGAAAUUCCUGCUCUAGACGCUCCUGAUCAAGAUUCGGAGACCGAAACAACCAAGCCACAUCAAGAACAAGAAGAAGAACCAAUAGAUCAUCAAGAUAUUCAAGAGCCACCGGAUGAUGAUGGAACUACGGAGGCUGAAGCAACACAUCAACAUCAUGAACAAGAAUCGACACCUCGAGAACUAGAAAUUCCACCUGAAGAGACGACGAAAGAUCCAGAUCGAGAACAAGAGACUCCUGGUCCAGAUCAAAAUUUUGAGCAAAAUGAUGAAAAACCUAGUGUUGAUGAAUCAGGAUAUCUAGAUCUAGUGGAGGAAAAGGAGUUGGAACCUGAUCACGAUUUCAAACAAGAAAACGAAGAUCCUAACCUCGAGAAGACGGCAGAUCGAAGGCCGGAACCAGAUCUCGAUCCGAUACAGCAGAAGUCUCCGACUGCAUUCUCGAGUGAGGAUGAAGGAAGCGCAGAGGGCAGCGAGAUCGAGGAGAAGGAGAAGCUGAUGAGAGAGAGGAGGAAGAGGAAGAGGAAGAGGAAGAGCGCGCCUCUUCCUCUAAAUUCUUCAAGUUUAGUGGCGGGAUCUGCUUUUAUAUUCUCUCUGGUUGUUUUGGCUUUUCAUUUGCGCAGAGAGAGGCGGCGACCCGCCCGAGACUAAAUCCCGCGCCAUUUUUCUUUAUUAUUUAUUAUUUCUGGUAUAGUUUCUCUAUUUUUUUCCGUAUGACUUAUUUCGAUAUUUGGUAUUUACUUAUCUAUAAACUAGUGUGCCCCAUGAGAAGGCAUGAUUUUUCCUUUUUU
Molecule: messenger RNA, 2579 nt
Organism: Asparagus officinalis (garden asparagus)
Lineage: Eukaryota; Viridiplantae; Streptophyta; Magnoliopsida; Asparagales; Asparagaceae
Product: cell surface glycoprotein 1-like
Exons: 2
Coding region: 76-2439 (787 amino acids)
Source: RefSeq, a predicted model, not a curated record